GACAAAAAUGCCAGACAUUCUACAGGACACAGAGAGAAGUAACUGAAAGACUCUAGGCCUGUGGGCUGAAGACAGAUGCCACAACUGUACAAAAGAACUUUGGAUGACUGUCCAGGCUGCCAGCUGUCUCUGUCUACUCUUGCAAGACUCACAAAAGUUGCUUGUGUCCUGCUCCCAUUUCUCAGCUUUAGGUACUGGGAUAAACUAAGUCACAGAAGAGAAGAACAAAAACAACAACAAUGAAAAAGCCCCUGAUUUUCCACAAUGGAAUCCUAUGAAAGGAUCAAAAACUUCUAAUCUGCUCUCCAGGAUGUUGAGAUUGCCCAAGAAUUAACCCUGCAAAGGAAAAAUACCACUAUAGCUAAAUUCAAGUGGCUGUUUUGAAAUUCCCUCAGAUUUCUACUGUUCUACACAGACUUGACCACAUCCUUCACAGUACUACAGCACAUGGAUUUCAGAACUGCGUGUGAGGAGACGAAGACAGGGGUUUGCUUGCUUCAAGAUGGUAAUCAGGAACCCUUUAAAGUCCGACUGCACCUUGCUAGAGACCUGCUGAUGCUACAGGAGCAAGAUGUGCUUUGUGUAUCUGGUGAGCCUUUCUAUUCUGGGGUGGCUGUGAAAUUCCCUGGGAUUCUACUGUUCUACCCAGACUUGGAAAGAACGGUGACGAUCAGAAGGCAGACAGUAGGAGGAUUUGGAUUAAGCAUAAAGGGAGGUGCAGAACAUAGCAUUCCAGUUGUUAUUUCCAAAAUCUCCAAGGAACAAAGAGCGGAGCUGUCAGGACUGCUUUUCAUCGGAGAUGCAAUUCUACAGAUAAAUGGAAUUAAUGUGAGGAAAUGCAGACAUGAAGAAGUGGUUCAGGUUCUUCGGAAUGCUGGGGAGGAAGUGACCCUGACAGUGUCAUUUUUAAAAAGAGCACCUGCUUUCCUCAAACUCCCACUGAAUGAAGACUGCUCAUGUGCUCCAAGUGAUCAAAGCAGUGGUACCUCUUCUCCUCUUUGUGACAGUGGCUUGCACCUCAACUACCAUCCAAACAACACAGAUACGCUUUCCUGCUCAUCGUGGCCCACAUCUCCAGGACUGCGGUGGGAGAAGAGGUGGUGUGACCUCAGGCUUAUUCCGCUACUGCAUGCCCGCUUCUCCCAGUACCUGCCCGGAACUGAUCUGACUCGGCCAAACGCUUUCCAAGUUGUUGCUGUGGAUGGAGUCUGCAGUGGAAUUAUUCAAUGCCUUUCUGCUGAAGACUGUAUGGAUUGGCUCCAAGCAAUAGCAGCUAACAUUUCAAACCUCACAAAGCACAAUAUCAAAAAAAUCAACAGAAAUUUCCCUGUAAACCAGCAGAUAGUCUACAUGGGCUGGUGUGAAGCACGGGAGCAGGAAAUCCUCCAGGACCGUGUGUAUACACCUGUCUUUCUUGCCUUGAGGGGCUCAUGUCUUUACAGGUUCCCAUCACCUCCAGUGACCACCUGGGAUUGGACACGAGCAGAGAAAACUUUCUCCAUAUGUGAGAUCAUGUGCAAGGUUCUCAAGGACAGUGACUUGCUGGAUCAGCGGAAACAUUGCUUUACUAUGCAGUCUGAAUGUGGGGAGGAUCUAUACUUCUCUGUGGAGUUAGAAAGUGACCUUGCCCAAUGGGAACGAGCCUUCCAAACAGCCACCUUCUUAGAAGUGGAGCGGAUACAGUGCAAGACCUAUGCAUGUGUGCUAGAGAGUCACCUAAUGGGUCUCACUAUUGACUUCAGCACAGGCUUCAUCUGCUAUGAUGCAGCAACAAAGGCUGUACUAUGGAGGUAUAAAUUUUCUCAACUUAAAGGCUCCUCAGAUGAUGGCAAAAGCAAAAUCAAAUUUUUGUUUCAGAAUCCAGAUACUAAACAAAUUGAAGCAAAGGAGUUGGAAUUUUCAAAUUUAUUUGCUGUUCUUCACUGUAUUCAUUCAUUUUUUGCUGCCAAAGUAGCUUGUUUGGACCCUCUGUUUUUAAGUAAUAAGGCUGCUGCUUCUGCUGCUGACAGCUCUGCUUCUACAAGCAAAGCAAAGCAUGUGGCUUGACAUGCUGAUUUCUACCUUAGAGUCCUCAGGGUCAUUCCUCACUUCCACCCUGGGGAGACCACACUUUCACCAAGUCAACAGUGAAGUAAGACUGCAACCCCAGCAGAAGAAGGUCAGGAAGUAUCUGCAGCAUAUCUUACCCUGUCAGGCAUCUGCAAACAAUGCUGGAUAGGCAGAGCAGCCUAUUCUUUCUCCUCUGAUCUUUAUCAGGACAUAGAUGACCCUAUGUAUGGUGACAAAUGUUUGGUGUAAAGUAUGUAAAUAACAUGAAAGUUGUAAGCUACCUAUAAAUAAAAAUGCCAGUUAAAUGAU
Peromyscus californicus insignis is the source of this 2358-nucleotide messenger RNA. It is a transcript of the gene Sntg1, whose product is annotated as syntrophin gamma 1. Gene Ontology annotation, molecular function: protein binding; structural molecule activity. Lineage: Eukaryota; Metazoa; Chordata; Mammalia; Rodentia; Cricetidae. Gene Ontology annotation, cellular component: intracellular anatomical structure; dystrophin-associated glycoprotein complex. The transcript is spliced from 22 exons. The coding region runs from base 448 to 2046 and encodes 532 amino acids. The record is from RefSeq and is a predicted model, not a curated record.